Messenger RNA from Blumeria graminis f. sp. triticale, 2598 nucleotides. NCBI's taxonomy places the organism in Eukaryota, Fungi, Ascomycota, Leotiomycetes, Helotiales, Erysiphaceae. The record is from the annotation of a GenBank genome assembly.
GAGAUAAUUUACACCCAUAGAUUCCACGCUCAGCUUCCUGUAUUGAUCACAGUAACGAGGAAUUCUGGAAAGAAUUACAGGCUCUUGUAUGAAAAUAAUGCUCUCAUCAUGGCCCGAUAUCCAACCAGGCUACCCAGAGAUGAAACUGGAAUUUCGACAAAUAAAAAGCCCGUGAUUUCUGGAAGAAUAACACGCAGCCAGAGUGUGAAUGUCGAAGAUAAAAGCUUUCCACCAACAAAAAAGCACACUAAAAGACUUGUUAAACCCAAAAUGAAGACUUGUCUAGGUACAGCGAUAGUAGCCUCCGAUGAGAACUUACGCGUCGGGAGUACAUGUCUAUCAAAUACUAGCAUUACAGGGGUUAAAGAAAAUUGUCAAGAUCAGAGUAAUAAAGAUCUAGUAUUUGAACAAGAACUAGCUCAUGGUUACCCCAAUGAAGCUGAAAUAAUAUGCGAUUCCACUUGCGAUCGAAAGUCAUCUAUUGAGCAUUCUGAUACUGAGAAAAAUCUAAAUACCCAGAACCAGUAUUUAGAGAUUAAUGCUGGGAAUAUGAUCGAUUAUCUAAAUCUUCUGAUGCUCGAAACAUACCGAAUGCUUGAAUUGAUUGCACCCAAGGAUUUUUUAGAACAGGACUACUAUGAUCUGAUCAGAGAUUUACAGAUUUCAGAUUCAUUGCGAGCAAGACAAUUCAAGUUAUACAAGCGGAGAUUUGACCAUAAUCUACAAGUUUAUCUUACGGACUCAUAUGCCGGCCCUCAAUACAUGGAGAUCAAACAAAUUGUCCGAGCACUACUCGAAACUGAGGAGGCCAUAGAGAGCUCAUAUCGGCCCGAUGCUGUAUUCUACGCAUCAAACAUUGUAAUUUUGCUGAAGGAAAUUUUGAUCAUCAAUCGGGGAGAUCAAUCUAGCAAUAAUCUUACAAGAAAAUUGUUCUCUUAUUUCCCAAGACCCUUUAUUAAUGAGUUUCAAGUCGACUUCAAAUAUGGAAACAGUGCGCUGGAAAAUGAAACGUUUGACCUCGGCCUAGAAAUUAAAACACAGAACUUCUUGACUGAUCUCAAAUCACAGCAUGUUGACUUACACCUUGAUGAUAUCCUUCAGGAAUUGAAAGAACACUUCUUUUGUCAGCCACUGAAUUAUUCACUCAGAUUUCAAGAUUUUAUCGAAGAGGGCAGCUUGAAAUCUAUCUUGUGUGGACGUCCCAACUCUCUUCAACAGUCAGAAAAAAUAAAAUCUAGAUUAUGCCUUAUUUAUUCUCACUUAAAUUGCAAAGAAGUCAUAAUGGAGUCAACUAACUACGUUGACCUUGAUUGUUUAGAAAAGAAAUUUCCAUGGGAUCGAUUUCUCAUUAUGCUAGUCCAAUGGAGCCGUUUGCGCACAAACGAGCUACUAAUUAGCAUUCAGAGGCAAGGCGGAAUUGACAACAUCACUUCACAGCUGUCUGAAAAAAUGCAAAGUCAUUAUUCGCCUCUCCCGGAAUAUUUACAGUCAAAAGGAUUAGGUGCAGGUGGAAUAGUUUCGUUAACACAUAGGCUGUAUGAUGGAAGUCUACUCAGUAAGAAAAAUAUUCGGAGACUACGUGGAAUGAAAAGAAUGUCCAACUCAAACUUGGUCGAACAGAAACAGAAGCCCAAUGAUGAAUCGCUUCUGUUAAGCGGCUCAGAUAAUCGGUUGCGUACAGAGGAUCCAGAACUCCCUCAAACUGGAGAUUCAUCGAGAGAGAGUAGUGAAAACUUGUUUUGUGAAGAAACUGUAACCAAAGAUGAGGUAGUUUCGGAUGUUGAAGUCAAGGUUGAGGAUGUAGAUAACGUCCAUGUUGACGAAUUGGCAGGGCUUAACGGAGGAGAGGAAAAUUUCUCUUCAAAGAAUGAUCCUAGUAACGCCUAUGUACUUCAGCAGUAUUGCAACGAUAGUACUAAGGAUCGCUCUGUAGAUAUAGCCGAAAACUCGCCUAGCAUAGAACAGCAUCAUCCAACAACUUCAGAAUCUACAAUCAAAAAAAUUCAGCCUGAAAUCUGCCAUUUGUCAGACCGUCAGCACAAAGAGCGAGGAUCAAGUGCUGAAAGUAUAGAAACUGCUUUCGAGGAAGACAAACGAGAUCACAAUCUUGGCUCAAGACCCCAAAAAAGACUGAAUCAUCCGGAAAUUUCGGCUCAAGGCAACUCAUUACCUUCAAAAAGAAUCCAAAUAAGUAAUGAGAGAACUAACUAUAAUUCCCUAGAAAGUAGCGAGUAUGAAGAUGAAAUUGAAUCACCCAAGGCCACAAUGAUAAAUACCGUAACCAGGGGGAUCACGGUCCGACCUCGAACAACAUCAUCUGGUGUACAGACCCGGACUCCAUGGUCCCAUGAUGAUGAACAGCUGCUGCGAGAAGGUAUUGAGACUUACGGCUGUCGUUGGAGUUAUUUAUCAACUAUCUUGGAAGGCUGGGACAGGAGACGCGAUCAAGUCGCUCUGAAGGACAAAGCGCGGAAUAUGAAAGUCAGUUAUGUUAAGGCUGGUGUGCCACUUCCAGCAAACUUUGAUAAAGUACGACUGGGAAAGAAAGAGGUUGCUUCUAUAAGGAACGUUAUUCCCGAUUACGAUCCUGAGAAUUGA